This is a messenger RNA of Papilio machaon (common yellow swallowtail), 3384 nucleotides long. Its product is annotated as lutropin-choriogonadotropic hormone receptor. The transcript has 18 exons. Lineage: Eukaryota; Metazoa; Arthropoda; Insecta; Lepidoptera; Papilionidae. Gene Ontology annotation, biological process: G protein-coupled receptor signaling pathway. Bases 1 to 3384 code for a protein of 1127 amino acids. Gene Ontology annotation, cellular component: membrane. Gene Ontology annotation, molecular function: protein-hormone receptor activity; protein binding; G protein-coupled receptor activity. The record is from RefSeq and is a predicted model, not a curated record.
AUGGCGCUGGCGGUGCGCGUGGCUGUGGCGCUGACUCUGGUGUCGAGCGCGGCGGCGGCAUGCGGCGCGCUGCCGGCGGGCUGCGCGUGCGGCGAGGCGGGCGCCCGCCUGCGCUGCCGCGCCGCCGCGCUGCGCCGUCUGCCGCCGCUGCACGCCCGCCUGCUGGAGCUGGACGUGUCCGACAACAACAUCACUACGCUGCCCCCGGAAGCGCUGCAGCCCGCCGCCGCGCUGCGCGACCUGAACCUGUCGGCCAACCGGCUAGAGCAGGGCGUGGCGGCGGGCGCGCUGAGCGGGCGCGCGCUGGCGCGGCUGUGGCUGGACCGGUGCGCGCUGCGCCAGCUACCGCGCGCCGCCUGGCCAGCCUUGCUGCUGCUGUCGGUGGCGGACAACGAGCUGGAGGCGCUCGCGGAGGACGAGCUGAACGGCGCGCGCGGGUUGCGCGUCCUGCGCGCGCCCGGCAACCGGCUGCGCUCGCCGCCUGCCGCGCUCCUCGGCACGCCGCGCCUGCAGGCGCUGACGGAAUUGUAUAAGGAACAUUGCAACAGAAAUAAAUUUAUAGGAGGAGAGGCGCGGGUCGCACGCACGAGUACUAUACAUUCGGACCUGGGCGGCAACCUGCUGACCGCGCUGCCCGCUGCCGCGCUGCCGCCGCUGCCCGCGCUGCACACGCUAGUGCUGCGGCGCAACCGCAUCGCGUACAUCGACGAGAGCGCCUUCAUCAACACACCGGCGCUACGCGUGCUGCGGCUGGAGGACAACCUGCUGACUGAGCUGCCGGCUGCCGUGCACCGCCUGCCGCUGCUCGAGGACCUGUCGGUGGCGCGCAACCGAGUGGAGCGCGUGGGCGCGGGCCUGAGGGCGUGCGCGCGUCUGGCUCGGCUCGAUCUGCGCGCCAACCCGCUGACGGCGCUGGCGCCGCGCGCGCUCGACCACCUGCCGCGCCUACACACGCUGGAGCUGUCUGAUGCUCGCGGGCUGCGCGAGUUGCCGGCGCUGGUGGGCGCGGCGCGGUUGCGCACGCUGCGCGUCGACCGCGCACGUCUCGCCGCCUUGCCGCGCUCCCUGUGCCGCCACGCGCCGCAGCUGCGCGCCCUGGAGCUGCGCGGCAACCUGCUGGACAGCGUGCCCGACCUGCGCGAGUGUGCGGAGCUGCGCGUGCUGUCGCUGUCGGACAACGGUGUGCGGGCGCUGGGCGGCGGCGCGCUGCGCGGUCUGCGGCACCUGCUGGACCUGCAGCUGGCGCGCAACCGACUGCGGCGCCUGCCCGCCGACGCCUUCGUGCACACGCCGCGCCUGCAGCUGCUGGACGUGGAGGGUAACCAGAUCGAGUACAUCGACUCCGAGGCGUUCCAGCCGCUCGAGGGACUGGAGGAUCUCAACGUGGGCAACAAUGUGUUCCCGUGGCUACCGGCGGGCGGGCUGCGCCGGCUGCUGCACCUCAAGGCUCACAACAACCCCAACCUGCGCCGCUUCCAUCCCCCGGAACUCUUUCCCAGGAUACAGACGUUGGUGCUGUCGUACGCGUACCACUGCUGCGAGUUCAUGCCGCUGGCGGGGGCGGGGGCGGGGGCGGGGGCAGCGGACGGCGCGGGGCGGGGGCAGGAGAGCGGCGAGGAGGAGGAGGAGGAGGAGGAGGGCGGCGGCGGGUUCAGCGACCUGGUGUUGGUGCCGGCGCAGCGCGUGGACGCCGCCGCCUGGGGCAACGCCACCGACAUCUGGCCGCACUACCGGCCGUUCCUGCCGUGCGUGGACCUGUUCGACUGGUGGACGCUGCGCUGCGGCGUGUGGGCGGUGUUCCUGCUGGCGCUGCUGGGCAACGGCACCGUCGUGUUCGUGCUCGUGUUCAGCCGCAGCCGCAUCGACGUGCCGCGCUUCCUCGUCACCAACCUCGCCGCCGCGGACUUCUUCAUGGGCAUCUACCUAGGGUUCCUGGCCGUGGUGGACGCGGGCACGCUGGGCGAGUUCCGCGCGCACGCCAUCUCGUGGCAGAUGUCGGCCGGCUGCCGGCUGGCGGGCUUCCUGGGCGUGCUGUCCUCCGAGCUGUCGGUGUACACGCUGGCCGUCAUCACGCUGGAGCGCAACUACGCCAUCACGCACGCCAUGCACCUGAACAAGCGGCUGUCGCUGCGCCACGCGGCCGCCGUCAUGGGCGCCGGCUGGGCGUUCUCGCUGGUGGCCGCCGCGCUGCCGCUGCUCGGCGUCAGCGACUACCGCAAGUUCGCCGUGUGUCUGCCAUUCGAGACCGGCUCCCCCGCGGCGCUCGGUUACGUGGUGGCGCUGCUGGCCGUCAACGGGCUCGCCUUCCUCGUGCUGCUCGGCUGCUACCUCAAGAUGUACUGCGCCAUCCGCGGCUCGCAGGCCUGGAACUCCAACGACUCGCGCAUCGCCAAGCGCAUGGCGCUGCUCGUCUUCACCGACUUCCUCUGCUGGUCGCCGAUCGCCUUCUUCGCGCUGACGGCCGCCUUCGGCGCGCAGCUCGUCUCGCUCGAGGAGGCGAAGGUGUUCACCGUGUUCGUGCUGCCGCUCAACUCCUGCUGCAACCCCUUCCUCUACGCCAUCCUCACCAAACAGUUUAAGAAGGACUGCGCGCUCGUGUGCAAGGCCAUCGAGGAGUCGCGCGUGACUCGCGGCAUCGGCCGCUGUCGGCACUCCUCCAACUUCAGCAACCGCCAGACUCCGGCCAACACCAACAGCCUGGCCGAGCGCUCCUCGCGCGGCCAACACGGCGCGCAGUGCGCCUGCCGACGUCUGCUGCCCGGCUCCGGCUCCGGCUCCGGCGCGGGGCCCGGCGUCGCCGCCGCGGAGGCCGGCGAGCCGGACGGGGCGCGGCGGGCGCCCGGCCCGGCCGGGGAGCGGCUGCUGCGCUGGCUGCGGGCGUGCGGACGUCGCGCGCCCCCCGCACCCCCCGCGCCGCGUCCCGCCGCCGCGCCCCCCGCCCGCACCGGCUCCGUUUCUUCGUCGGUGGAGUUUUCAUCGUCGCGCUCGGACUCGUGGCGGGCGUACGGCCGCGCGCCUCCGCCCCCGCGCCGCGCCGCCUCCUGGCUGGUGGCGCGCAAGACCUCGCAGGACUCCAAUCUGUCGUCGUCGCGAAACGAUUCGUCCGGAUCGAACGCGACCGCGUCGACGGGCACGUGGCGCACGUCGCGCUCGGCGGGCAGCGGGGCGGCGGGCGCGGUGGGCGCGGCGGGCGCGGGGGUCGCGGCGGGCGCAGGGGGCGCGCGGCCGAGACUGACGCGGCAGCCGGCGGUGUCGGCGGAGGAGCCGCCCUGCUCGCCGGCCGCGCUGCCAGCCCCGCGGCUGCUGCACACCAUCCCGUCGGCGGCGGAGACGGAGGCUGCGGGGGAGGCGGGGGAGGAGGGCGAGCCGCGCUGCGCCGUGUAG